Messenger RNA from Phascolarctos cinereus (koala), 5816 nucleotides. It is a transcript of the gene LSS, whose product is annotated as lanosterol synthase. Gene Ontology annotation, cellular component: lipid droplet. Gene Ontology annotation, molecular function: lanosterol synthase activity. Lineage: Eukaryota; Metazoa; Chordata; Mammalia; Diprotodontia; Phascolarctidae. Gene Ontology annotation, biological process: triterpenoid biosynthetic process; cholesterol biosynthetic process. The record is from RefSeq and is a predicted model, not a curated record.
AUGACGGACGGCACGUGCCUGCGGAGGAGGGGCGGCCCCUACAAGACCCCCCCGGCCACGGAGCUGAGCCGCUGGCGCCUGGCCUGCGAGGAGGGCCGGCAGCGCUGGACGUACGGCCCGGGGGAGGACGAGCAGAGGGCCCUGGAGGCCCACGCCGUGGGCCUGGACACGGCGAAAUACUUCGAGGAGGUGCCCCCCGCUCGCUCGGCCCGGGAGGGAGCCUGGAAAGGCAUGAGGUUCUACUCGAAGCUCCAGGCCGAGGACGGCCACUGGCCCGGGGACUACGGGGGCCCCCUUUUCCUGCUGCCAGGACUCCUGAUCACAUGCCGUGUGACCAGCACCUCCCUCCCAGCUGGGUACAAAGAGGAAAUUGAGCGCUACCUGCGAUCUGUGCAGCUCCCCGACGGUGGCUGGGGCCUGCACAUUGAGGAUAAGUCGACAGUGUUUGGCACCGCCUUGAACUACGUAUCCCUGCGAAUCUUGGGAGUCGGACCUGAUGAUCCUGCCCUGGUGCGCGCCAGGACCAACCUUCACGAGAAAGGUGGUGCUCUUGGAAUCCCUUCGUGGGGAAAGUUUUGGUUGGCCAUCCUGAAUGUUUACAGCUGGGAAGGGCUGAACACGCUCUUUCCUGAGAUGUGGCUCUUUCCUGCCUGGGUGCCGGCUCACCCCUCAACUCUGUGGUGCCAUUGUCGCCAGGUGUAUCUGCCCAUGAGCUACUGCUACGCCAUGCGCCUGCAGGGCCAAGAGGAUGAACUGGUUCAAAGCCUGCGACAGGAGCUUUACCUCGAGGACUAUUCUAGCAUAGAUUGGCCAGCCCACAGGAAUCACGUGGCCGCCUGCGACCUCUACACACCCCACAGCUGGCUCCUCCAGCUGGUCUACGGCGUGCUUAACCUGUACGAGAGCUAUCACCUCUCGAGCCUGAGGAAGCGCGCCGUGGCCGAGGUGUACGAUCACAUAACAGCUGACGACCGAUUCACCAAGUGCAUCAGCAUCGGCCCGAUUUCUAAGACAAUCAACAUGCUCGUUCGAUGGUACGCGGAAGGGCCGGUCUCCUCGGCAUUCCAAGAACACGUCUCCAGAAUUCCAGAUUACAUGUGGUUGGGUCUUGAUGGCAUGAAGAUGCAGGGCACCAAUGGCUCUCAGCUGUGGGAUACAACAUUUGCCAUCCAAGCUUUCUUAGAGGCCGGGGCUCACAACAUGCCUGAAUUUUCUUCCUGUCUAAAGGAUGCGCAUGAAUUCCUUAGAAUUUCCCAGAUUCCAGAUAAUCCUGUCGACUACCAGAAAUACUAUCGUCAGAUGAACAAGGGUGGCUUCCCCUUUAGUACACGGGACUGUGGCUGGAUUGUUGCCGACUGCACAGCGGAGGGCUUGAAGUGUCUUCUUCUCCUGCAAGAGAAGUGUCCUUUCAUCACAGACCUGGUCCCCAAAGAGAGAUUGUAUGAUGCUGUCAAUGUGCUGCUGAGCAUGAGGAAUUCGGAUGAUGGGUUUGCCACAUAUGAGAAGAAGCGUGGAGGAUGGCUCUUAGAAUUACUGAAUCCCUCCGAGGUCUUUGGGGACAUUAUGAUUGACUACUCAUACGUGGAGUGCACGUCCGCGGUCAUGCAGUCUCUGAAGCGUUUCCAGGAGUGCUACCCUGAGCACAGGGCUGAGGAGAUCAGGCAUACUCUCACGAAGGGGCUGCGCUACUGCCAGCAGGUGCAGAGGGCCGAUGGGUCGUGGGAAGGGUCCUGGGGAGUGUGCUUCACCUAUGGGGCCUGGUUUGGAUUGGAAGCAUUUGCGUGCAUGGGUCAUACUUAUGAUGAUAACGGGGAUGCCUGUCCGGAGGUGAAGAAGGCCUGUGAAUUUCUGCUUUCCAAGCAGAUGGAGGAUGGAGGCUGGGGAGAGAAUUUUGAGUCCUGUGAGCAGCGGCGGUACAUACAGAGCGACACAUCCCAGCUCUUCAACACCUGCUGGGCCCUGCUGGGGCUCAUGGUGGCCAGGCAUCCCGAUACAGAGGCCAUUGAGAGAGGAGUGAAGUGUGUGCUUGGAAAGCAGCAGCCGAAUGGCGAUUGGCCUCAGGAAAACAUCGCUGGCGUCUUCAACAAGUCUUGUGCUAUCAGCUACACGUGUUACAGGAAUGUUUUUCCCAUCUGGACUUUGGGCCGAUUUUCCCACCUGUAUCCUCGCAGCUGCCUCGCUGGCAAAAUGAUGAUGUGAAGCCUCAGCACAGGAAGCCAAGGCCAGGGUAGAGCCACAAGCACGGACCGUGGGAGAAGCGGGGUGGCAGGCGGGCGUCGUGCUUGUUGAGGCGCAUUCUGUUGUCACGGUCACCUUGGACUCCUCUGCUGCGGGCCAUCUGCCGGAGGCCUUCUGUGAGAGGGAAGGCGGAACAUCCUCAGAUCCCUCAUUCUGUGUGUCUCAUGCACCGCGAAUCAUGUUGUUUUUGGUAGGACGUGUCUGUCUGCCCGUUGUCUCUGCCCUGCGAGGAUGCGCACAUCUUUGGCGCUGAGAUCCUUGCCAAGUGCGGACUCUGGCUGCCCUGGGUGCCCUCUCUCUCCCCAGAAGAAAGCAGGUUCGUAGGAAUCUCUAGGAGAUGGAUGGCUUGUUGUGGGCGCAGGAACUCUCGGGCUUCUGUGGCACUGCCAGCUUCUCCCAGGAUGCCCCCAAACGUACUCCUAAAAUAGACUGAACCAGAGGCAUCGGGUGACAUGCCUUGAAACCUUCUUUCUUCACGUGUGCGUAGACUUAGUCUAAAUUGUGCCUUUCAUUAACUUUUACCUUACUGAUGUCCAUAUGUCAGAUGUGGCUCCUUUUGGAUACUUGACAUGACGCACCCAAGACAGGUGCCCAGUCUAGGUCCCCUCUUCCCUAUGAACAGAAGCAUCGCUAUUGGCGUGAAUCUUCCCUCAAAGACUCCAUCUUUCCUCUCUCCCUCACUUCUGCCCCUCUGAAAAUCCUUCUGUUGUUUGGCUCUCCCGAUGCUGCCGUGAUGAGAAACUCGUUCCCUGCCUAGGACGACACCUGCUUCCCUGGGGAGCCUCACAAGAAGGAAGGGAAAUGAAUGAGACCCCCUCCCCCCUUAGAGGCAGGUGGUUCUGUUGAUCGCGCUCUCUUGACAGACUGCCUAGGUGGAGUGUCGGGAGCCAGACACGUAGUGGGCGGCUGCUGAAGCCGCUGUCAGGCCCAAGCGGACCCCUGGGGUCCCGUGGCUGCUCCUGGCCUUCCUGCUUGGGCCCAGCAGGCGGUGCUUUAAACAUCUGUUUUUUAACACGUGCACAUGUCUUUAAAGGCCUCUCGGGGGGCAGGGCCACUUUUUUAUAUGUAAGUGAGAUUUUUUUAUAGACGUCUAUGAGACAAGAGCUUCCAGUAUGAUAGAGCCAGUGGGAAACUGGAAGUAGUCUUGUUUCUGGACUCUUCCUCAGCCCUCCAUGAGGCUAGUCAGCCUCCAGCACGAGGUUAACUGGCCAGCGAUGUUUGUGGUCUCUGCUCAUUUCCCUGGCAUGGUGGGUGGUGCUUGGCAUGCCUGCCUCUCCCACCCUGGAGCUGGUAGGAUUAUAGGUCUAGAGUUGGAACUUUUCGAUGGUAGCCCAUGUUCUUGUGUCAGAUUCAGGGUCUCCUUUUAUUAUCUGUAUUUUAGAACCUGCUGAUUCCUGAAUAUCUUUGAUUUUUGCUCCUCAUGGAUCUACUGUGAUAUCCCCCUGGGUUCUCUUGAAUGGGAAGCAGAGGGCACUUCUUCCCUGGCUCCUCCUGAGCUCCCAGAGGGCCUGGUGCCAGGGGAGGAGGUGCUGCUCUCACUGGGUGGGCGGGCAGGCAGAGUUCCUGGGGGGCUUCAGCCCAGCUAGCUCUUCAGCUUUUUCCCACAGGCUCUCGAGGCCACCGAGCUAUGUCUUCCCUAGAGCUCCUGCCGCUCCCGGCAGCCAGGGGCCCGUGGGCGCUGCUGCCCCGUGUGCAGCUCUCCUGCCCCUCCUGGCUUUGGCUGCCAGCAGUCAGGCAGGUCACAUGUUGUCCUUCAAGGACGGCAUUGUCAGCUGGACCUUUCCUCCUGCCAUGGCGAGGGCGGGGGCCUGGUCUCUGGAGGUUCUUUGCUGGGCUGGAGACUUCUUUCGCUGAGGCUACCUUGGCAAAGCUUAUCCUUGCUCCUGAUCUGUGGCUUCCAAUCCAGAUGUGCUCUUCCCCUGCCCCUGCGGUCCGGCCCUUCUUGGUAAACGCUCUGCCAGCGUGUUGUGUCCUCAGCUGAAGCUUCUUUUUGCUCUUGUGCUGGUUUUCUCUCUUUUCAUGCUGCUGUGGUUCAUGCCUGCUGCUUAGGCCUUGUCUUCUCAGCCUUGCUUCUUGGAAAUCUGCAGCCAAUAGGUGUGUGCCUUCCUUGCCUCUCACUUGUCCCAGCACCCCAGAAGCGCUAGAAUCCCCAGUGCCAGGGCAAAUCGCUUCUUUUCUCCCCGAUGCAAAUGUGAUGCUGACUGACCCAUACUGGCAGUGAAGGGGUGGCUUCAGUUCCUUUCUCAGGCCCCAUAGAGCAAUAGUGUCCCAUUAGGUAAUGAUGGGACCCCAACUUGGAGACUGUGCUGUGCAAAAAUGGAUUUAGUAGCCCUGUUGGCCAUUAGCCAAAGCCUGGAAAAGGACCCACAUCUCCAGAGGUUGGGAAAAGCUGAAAAACUGGAAUCACUAGGUCAGAGGUCACACACUGGCUGUCUCUUUCCAGGGAGCAGCUCCCCCAUAGGCCUGUUUGUCCGAGGCUGCACCGGCCUUGUUUUGGCUAUCAGCCAGUCUGGUGGGUGGGGGAUGGUUGGUCUAAGGGGUUUUUCAGUCAGGUAAAGGUGAAUUUCAGAAAGUGGACAGAUUUCUUUUGGAAACUGUUGCCUAUUAAAAUUCUUUGGUGGCAUCUCUUGGGGAAUGGAUCAUACUCUCAGAAAGGUGUGUUAGCUCCUUAUGGAUUUUGGAUUUUUCCACCUUAACAUGAUAUUUCUCUUUUUGUUUUGGAUACACUCGGGCUUUUUUGUUGUUAAGCAGAAUGUGUUUGUACAGGAUGAAAUCCGUCUGUCUGGACUUUUCAAAUCAAAUACUUGUUGAAUGUUGCUAACGCUUCCUCCUCUGUGAUUGUGAUAGAGCAAACAUUCCUUUAGCUUCUGAUUUGGGUCUUGUAUCUUUAUGAUAUUCAACCAUUGGAUAGAACGUGAGCUCCUUGAGGGCAGACGUUGGGUUUUGGCUCCUGGGGUGGGACCCCGUGUGCUUUGUUAAGUGUUUGAUGAUUGAUUUAGAACUGAUCGGGGUAAAAUGGGGUGGGGCAGUGUCGCAGAGUUUUUGCCUUUAUGAAAGGGGCGUAACAAAUGACUUAAUCUCCACGUUUGAGGAUUUUCCUGCCUUUGCCCAAGCCCAGGCUUCUUGAUGGUUUGGCUCUCAGCCUGGCUGAGGUUCCUCAGCACCGUGGUCGCACUCACUGGAGUGAGCGAUGCUGGCUGGCUGAGGGGAUGAUUGAAGCUGGUGGGCAGAGCUGCUUCCCGAGGUGUUCACCCACCUCCACUUUGUCCUCCCUUGGUAUGACUGUUGAGGGAAACCUGUGCUGUUUCUGUCAGUGUUUCAUUGUCUCCCAGUUGGUCUCUGUGGCCUCUGUUUCAGGGCCGUUUCUCCAGUUACCAAUAGGACUUGGAGGCCUAGUGAUGGCUAGCGCCAGAGUACACUGGCUUUUGAAGCAGAUGAGCUUUCCCUUUCUGUCCUUCCUCCUGGCGUUCGUCAGGGCUGACGCGGGGGGGGGGGGGGCUUUGUCCUGGGCUCUGCUGUUAGGGCUACUCUGUUGUGGAGUCUCUUGGCUAUUCUAAAUAAAACGCUGGAUUAUUUAA